Messenger RNA from Macroventuria anomochaeta, 720 nucleotides. RefSeq lists its product as uncharacterized. Gene Ontology annotation, biological process: endosomal transport. NCBI's taxonomy places the organism in Eukaryota, Fungi, Ascomycota, Dothideomycetes, Pleosporales, Didymellaceae. Bases 154 to 522 code for a protein of 122 amino acids. The record is from RefSeq and is a predicted model, not a curated record. Gene Ontology annotation, cellular component: BLOC-1 complex. The transcript has a single exon.
GUUCGACGCAGUGCAUGGAAAGCUUGUGUUGAGACACACAGACAACGGCAGUGCAGUACGAACAACCCAUUUCUGAGCACCCUGCCUGGCCAACAUCGCCAGCAUUCACUUCUGACCUACCACAAGCCACAUUCUACACCUUUGCAGCCUACCAUGUCCUCACCAACGCCCUCAACAACAGCCCAGCAGCAGAGCGAAGCUCGGGCAGCAGUACUUGCCUCCCUCUCCUCGAUCGGCACAUCAAUCGAUGCCGACCUCCGGACGCGUACCGCAGACCUGCACGCCAACUCAGCAGCCAUCGCCAAGCAGGAGAAGGAGCUUGCAAAGCAGACUGCUGCGCUGAGGAAGGAGGGCGACAAUUGGCAGAAGCUCGGUGAUACGAGCACGAAGAAGCUGAAUGAGAUCGGCGACGUGCAGAACUGGGCUGAGAUGCUGGAGAGGGAUCUGCUGGUCUUGGAGGAGACUGUUAGGCUGGUGCAUGAGGAGAGGGCGGGUGGAGGGGAGAGGAGAGCAGCGAGAUGAUAACGCGUAGUGCUUGUUGUCUCGUCACUUUAACAUAACCUUGGAUUCGAAGUUAUGAGCAGCGCGCCUUAUCGUUUUCGACAGCAGGUGGAUUGCGCACCUGCUGCCGCAGUUCAGUCAGUCAGUCAGAAUAGCCACAGCUCUUUCGCAGCACUGUAGAUCAUCUGAAGGUGAAACAAGAUCAAAUGACGUCACCAG